Molecule: messenger RNA, 315 nt
Organism: Mesitornis unicolor (brown roatelo)
Lineage: Eukaryota; Metazoa; Chordata; Aves; Mesitornithiformes; Mesitornithidae
Product: autophagy protein 5
Exons: 3
Biological process (GO): autophagosome assembly; cellular response to nitrogen starvation; nucleophagy
Cellular component (GO): cytoplasm; phagophore assembly site membrane; Atg12-Atg5-Atg16 complex
Source: RefSeq, a predicted model, not a curated record
AUGUCAGAUGACAAAGAUGUGCUUCGAGAUGUGUGGUUUGGACGAAUACCAACCUGUUUCACUUUGUAUCAGGAUGAGAUAACUGAAAGGGAAGCUGAACCUUACUAUUUGCUUUUGCCAAGAAUAAGCUACUUGACACUGGUAACAGACAAAGUGAAGAAACACUUUCAGAAAGUUAUGAAACAAGAAGAAGUUAGUGAAAUAUGGUUUGAAUAUGAAGGUACACCACUGAAAUGGCAUUACCCAAUUGGUUUGCUCUUUGAUCUCCAUGCAUCAAAUACAGCCCUUCCUUGGAGCAUUACAGUGCAUUUCAAG